Molecule: messenger RNA, 2363 nt
Organism: Xyrauchen texanus (razorback sucker)
Lineage: Eukaryota; Metazoa; Chordata; Actinopteri; Cypriniformes; Catostomidae
Gene: sgtb
Product: small glutamine rich tetratricopeptide repeat co-chaperone beta
Exons: 12
Coding region: 72-992 (306 amino acids)
Biological process (GO): post-translational protein targeting to endoplasmic reticulum membrane
Cellular component (GO): TRC complex; membrane
Molecular function (GO): molecular adaptor activity; protein binding
Source: RefSeq, a predicted model, not a curated record
CGAGUGUUCAUGACGCUGUGGCUGAGACGGACGCUACUACUGGCACCUUCUCCAGGAUUUUCCCUGACAAAAUGGCAGUGGAAAAGCGCUUGGCAUAUUCUAUUGUGCAGUUCCUCAGAGAUCAGACGCACAGUGGCUCGCUGAAUUCAGGUGAACAGGAGAGCCUGGAAGUUGCUAUACAGUGUCUGGAGACCACAUUCAAGUUCAGCUCGAGUGACUUCCAUCUUGACGGCCCCCAGCCACUGAGAGAGAUAUUCCUCAAUUCCCUUCUCAAAAAUGAUAUUGUUACAUUACCUGAAUCGCCUCCAUCCCCAGAGGACAUUGAGAGAGCUGAACAGCUUAAAAAUGAAGGAAAUAACCACAUGAAAGAAGAGAAUUAUAGCAGUGCUGUGGACUGUUAUACAAAAGCUAUUGAGUUGGACCAAAGAAAUGCUGUUUAUUACUGUAACAGAGCUGCAGCACACAGCAAAAUUGGAAACUACACAGAGGCGACAGUCGAUUGUGAACGAGCGAUUGCAAUUGAUUCCUCAUACAGUAAAGCUUAUGGCAGAAUGGGAUUGGCACUUACUUCUAUGAGCAAGUAUCCAGAGGCGAUAUCUUAUUUUAAAAAAGCACUGGUGUUAGAUCCUGAAAACGACACCUACAAAUCAAACCUGAAGAUUGCGGAGCAAAAACAAAAAGAAGCAUCCAGCCCUACGGCCGCAGGACUGGGGUUUGACAUGGCCAGCCUCAUUAAUAACCCUGCAUUCAUUAGCAUGGCUGCAAGUGUGAUGCAAAACCAGCAAGUGCAACAACUCAUGUCAGGCAUGAUGUCAAAUGCAGUCAGGGGGCCUGCAGCCGGAGUUGGAGGAUUAUCUGACAUAUCCAGUCUCAUUGAAGCCGGGCAGCAGUUUGCUCAGCAGAUCCAGCAGCAGAACCCAGAACUGAUCGAGCAGCUGAGGAAUCACAUACGGAGUCGCUCAUUCAGCGGCAGUGCAGAAGAACACUCCUGAUCCCAGCAGGUUUUAUUAGGGUCAAGAAGCAAGGGAUGGCUGGCAGAAGGGAAGAGUUGUCUUCAGUUCAGCAGAAUCCCAGAUGGGCAAUGUGGCACUUUAUAUAGAUGCAUCAGGGAGGAAAAGGAAAAACACAUUAACAAUCAACUUAUACCGAGAAAAUUAUCUUAACACCUGACUGAGGUUUCUUUGUGUUUGUCUGUGUAGAUGUUUCAGUAAACUGUUCUUUUAUAAAUGUAGCUGCAGUAGCUAUGUUUCCAUCCAAGUUGCGAAUUUAAUUUAUGCGAAAAAACAUAUGAUCGCAAAAACAAUGUGCGUUUCCAUCCAAGGGUGUUCAAAAGGAUGAAAUUGUAGCCACUGUGAGUGUUUUAUUAAUAAAAUACUGGCGCUUUAGAGCAAGCAGACAAAACACUGUAAAGAACUUUUUCUCGUGUUUGGGAGCGUCAUCACGUCACACACUUCUGGGAGCACUAUAUAUAUAUAUAUAUAUGUGUGUGUUCAUUCAUCCUUAUGACUAUACCUAUAUAUCUAGAAGAUAUUUUUCAAAAGUGUCAAUAAACCUUCUGUUUCAUACAGUUUAAGUUUGUUUUCCACUCUGUAGGCUUUGGAUUUUCAGAUGCAAUGAUUGGUCCGCUGGUUAGUCCAAUUAUGAAUUCAUUAUUCAGUCACAAUAGGAAUUUAUUCAGUAAAUGUGUUUCUAUCAUAGUUUAUGUGCAUUUCUUCAUAUCAAAUUAAAAAUGUAUCCACCACAAGCGAGCGUUUAAAUUUAUGCGCAUUUUGGAGAUUUAUUCGCAUAUUGGUGUUUCCAUCCAGCAGUUUUAAUGCAAUAUCCCAAAAUGCGCAUAAAAAAACAUUGAUGGAAACAUAGCUAGUGACACAUCAGAGUUGAGUUUACUUCACAAAUGACCAGUCAUAAUGUUGUGCCUAUUAACUUUAGAAGCGGGGCUAUGGUCAUUGAUGUCCAAGGAGAUGUAAAGGGAUAGUUCACCCAAAAAAUACGAUCUUCAUUUACUCCCACUGUUGUUCCUAAUCUGUAUGGAUUUUUCUUUCGUGGAACACAAAAGGAGAACGACAUUAGUGUGAAUAAAUGAUGAGGUAAACUAUCUUUUUAACACAUUAUCUGGUUUUCGUAAUACAUAUUCUGUUCGUUUUAGGAACAAGAGACAUCUAUGUGCAAUAAAUAAUCACUAUAUCGGCUGCUUCACCAGUCCUGUUUUACUUUAUUCAUCAGUAAUGACUAUUAAAUAAUGUCGCUGUAAUUGGCAUAUUUUGCAUAUUCUUUUGCAUGCUCUAUAGUCUGAUAUUUGCGGUCAGAUAAAUGAUGCUUGUAAAUCACAGAGCAGUAUAAUGUUUUGUCAUAAAAAAUGUCAA